Molecule: messenger RNA, 2885 nt
Organism: Tarenaya hassleriana
Lineage: Eukaryota; Viridiplantae; Streptophyta; Magnoliopsida; Brassicales; Cleomaceae
Product: myosin-binding protein 3
Exons: 2
Coding region: 212-2545 (777 amino acids)
Molecular function (GO): myosin binding
Source: RefSeq, a predicted model, not a curated record
ACAUCUCAAUUACAUUCUUCGGUUAACCAUAAACCGAGGAUUCCGGUUCAGGCUUAGCUUAACCAAAUUGCAAAAGACAAUUCCAUUGCUGAAGUGAAGUCUGUUUGUUCUUAUCACACCAUUCACCAGACAUCAUUGUUCGUCGUCUUCCUCUCUCUCUCUCUCUCUGCGUCCUCAGGUGUUCAGCAGAAGAAUACAGAAGCAAAAGUCCAUGGCAGCGAACAAUUUCGCGACGAUGCUAAGCAGAAAUACAAACAAAAUCACAGUGAUCUUAGUCUACGCCUUCCUCGAAUGGCUUCUCAUCUUCUUCCUCUUCCUCCACUCCCUUUCUACUCACCUUCUCGUGAAUUUCGCCUCUUACUUCGGCCUCAAGCAACUAUGUCUCUUCUGCGCAAGGCUUGAUCGACUCUUCGAGCGGAACCCAGAACCAGGAUUCACUUGCAAAGAGCUUAUAUGUGAAAAUCACGCUGCAGGGCUCUCCGAUUUGAGUUUUUGCAAAACCCACCGGAAACUUGCCCAGUCCAUGAAAAUGUGCCCAGAUUGCUCGGAUCGAGACAAAGACAAAACUUCGCAGAGAAGUAUCGGUUGUGCACUGUGCCCUUGUUGCCAGAGGAGCUUGGAAGAGAAAACCUACCCUAAUUACUUGCUUAUCAAGUCAUCAUCUUGGGGGAAUUCUCUUGGAUACAAAGAAAAUGGAGGUUUGAUCUUGGAGAUGAUCGAUGAUGACAAAAUCGGAGAUGAGUUCGAGAAAGAGAGAGAAUCAGGUCGCUUAGACGGCAAGGGGCACGAUCAGAACAACGGUGAAGUGAUUUCUGAUGUCGGGAGCUAUGGUUUAAGCCUUAGAGAAAUGUCCGAGGAGGAUGGUUUGAGAUCUAUAAGCACAAACUUUCCGGGCAACGAAGAUGAAAUCUCAGAGAUCCAACACUCCUCUGGGCAGCUUCUUUUGGGCAAGGAUGAUUAUUCGCUUAAGAUCAUAGAUCUGUCUGAUCACGAGAUUCUUGCAUGUGGUCCUGACCGUUUGAUCCCAGUUGAGCUGAUCGAUUCAUCUACAAUCACCAACCAAAAAGUCAUCAGAUCGAGUGAAGAGAACCAUGCUCCAGAAGCCGAGCUGAAGGAUAACGCAGGAAAUGUUCCAAUGGAUACAGAUGGGUCGAAUCAAAAUCCAGGUAGAAUAGAAACAGAUUGCCAAAACUUGUCUCUCUAUUUGCUGGGGUUUUACAGGGAACCUUCAGUUUGUGAUCGAAACGCAGGACACGAAGAAGAAACAGAGGGAGCAGAUUUGUUGGAUGACCAGUCUGGGACCAAGAAACUCAUUUCUAAACCAGAAGAUGAAUCUUUGGAUCCUCUUCUAACAGAUAGGGAAAAUGAAGAAGAAAAAGAUACUGAUGAUGAUCAAGAAGAAGAAGGUGAUGAAAGGACAGAGGAGAGAAUGGAGGAGAAGCUUCUUCCAGAGACUCCAACAUCAGGUGAUACCCUUAAGUCCCUGCACAAGAAAAUUCUUCUACUUGAUAGAAAACGAGAGCCUUCAGCUGAAGAAUCGGUAGAUGAGAGUGAAUUGGAUAGUGAGGAUCCGUUUCAGACAAUAGAAAGGCUGAGAAAUGCUGUGAAGGUAGAACGAGAGGCUCUUCGUGUGUUGUAUGCAGAACUCGAGGAAGAAAGAAGUGCUUCUGCUAUAGCGGCCAACCAGACAAUGGCGAUGAUAACAAGGCUUCAGGAGGAGAAAGCAAAGGUGCAUAUGGAGGCAUUGCAGUACCAGAGAAUGAUGGAGGAGCAAGCUGAGUAUGAUCAAGAAGCCUUGCAGCUGUUGAAUGAUUUGAUGGUGAAACGUGAGAAAGAGAAGGAGGAACUCCACGAAGAACUCGAGGUUUACAGGAAGAAGGUCUUGGAAUAUGAAGCGAGAGAGAAAAACAAAACUGUGAGUGAAAAUGCUGAUGGUGAGGGAUCUGCCCAUGAUGAUGUAGAUGACAAAAACGAGGAUGAUGGCGAGCAAGAUGAUUCUUCUGAGACGGAUAUGGAUUUGGAGAAGAUAACGAUGGAUUGCGUGAAACAUAUGAGCAUGCUUGAUGAAUCUCUGUCUGAGUUUGAGGAAGAGAGGUUAACAAUUCUGGAUCAACUGAAGGUGUUGGAGGAAAAGCUUUUGACAAUGCAAGAGGAUGAAUCUGCAGAUACUUCGAAAUUUCCGGGAGAAAUCAGCAAUAGCUGCGAAGCAAACGAGACCUCAAAUGGGUUUUCAGAGAGACUAACAAUGGCAUCGAUGGCGAAGAGCCUCCUACCUCUUCUCGAUGCAGCGGAGAACGAAACUGAAGACGGGUUUCAGGAAGAACCAGAAUCCAUUGAAAGGGAUGAUAGCUUGGACAACGAGAAACUAGAGAUUAUCAAACAAGUCGAUAACGUAUACGAGAGAUUACAAGCCCUUGAAACUGAUGGAGAGUUCCUGAAAAAUUGUGUGAGUUCAGUCAAGAAAGAUGACAAGGGAAUGGAUCUUCUCCAAGAAAUCUUGCAGCAUCUCAAUGAUCUUCGAAACAUUGAGCUCAACGGGACAUAGAAAAAACUAGGAGUGGAAAGCUGCCCGGAGGAGUGACAUUUGCAAGAAUCAUAAACUCUUUUCAGAAUCAGACAAGGUCUAUUGGGAUAUAUAUAUAUAUAUAUAUAUAGAAGAGCCAAGAGUUCAGAUGGAUGGAUGGGGUGAUCCUUCUCUCUUCUAUGUUCAUGUGAUUUUUGCUUUUCUUGUUAUUUGGGGGUGUUUUCAAUUAGCAAAGAGAGAUGGUUACAGAUUUUUUUUUUAUAAUUUGAAGGGAAAAAAUGCAUUUUUAUGUAUGGGAUUUUUGUAAUAUCUCAUUUUCUGAGCAUGGGGAUCAAAAGUAAAGGAAAUUAGGGUGCUGAAA